Messenger RNA from Oreochromis niloticus (Nile tilapia), 2651 nucleotides. It is a transcript of the gene spp120, whose product is annotated as seminal plasma glycoprotein 120. NCBI's taxonomy places the organism in Eukaryota, Metazoa, Chordata, Actinopteri, Cichliformes, Cichlidae. The record is from RefSeq and is marked provisional.
ACAAUCACCAGAGAGCAUCCUGAGCAGCAGCCUCCACCCUCCUCAUCUUCCAUCAGAGCUGCAGAAGGUCUUUGUCAGGCGAUUGGUUCCCUCCAACAUGCUCUGCCCACUGCUCUUCCUGUCUGCCUUCAUCUUACUGGCAGGUGCUCAGAAACAGACAAUUACUAAGUCUUCAGUGUUGAACAUCAGCUCAUGUCCCAUCACGUAUUAUGGACAGAAGUACGAGCAGCUCUAUGUGAACUUCACGAGACAAAAGAUUGUGUUCUGUUUUGACCACUUUUACAACCCUGAGAAUAAAGGCGACUGCAUCGUGGGGAGCUCACCUAACACAAUGACAGCAGAUUUUGAUAUAAUUCAAGCAGAUUCUUUUCUUGAUCAAUGGAUUAGAAAAAAAAUACAAACGAUUCAGAACAGUUUGAGAUGCAGUGUGCAAAUAACCACGCAGGUCAGAAAGUCAAUGAUUACCUUAGCCCUAUUCAACUUUGGGACAGAAGCAGCUCUGAGUUUGGAAGCAUACACCAUUGGUCCAGUGAUCUAUACUGGUCAGGUCAGUAAGGUUGUAAUCGACAAAGUAGAGGUUAAUAACAUUCUAGAGAGCUAUCAAACUGAUGAUAUCUUAGAUAUCAGUGGAUGCAGACACUCAGGUACUGUGUAUAAACCUGGUACUGUGGUCAACUCCAACCCACAAAUCUGCUCCAGUGUCACCUGUUCUGAGACUGCAACCCUCCAGACCUCUGGUUGUGGUCCAUUGGAGCAUUGUCAAGGCAACGACAUCUGCAUGUUGGACACCACCUGCACUGUGACCGGCCCCAUCAUCGACGUGCACGGCCAGAUUAACUCCAUCCAGGAUCGCUGUGCGUACUCUCUGUUCUCGACUCCGUCACUCCCAGACUUCCAGGUUCAGGGGAACUUUGAUGACCGGCGUCGUAAAGAUGUGAGCUUUUUGGACAGUGUGACGCUGCGUGUGGACGGGCAUGACAUUCACCUGGAACAAGGUGGGAGAGUUCAGCUGAACGACUCCACGCUGACCCUCAACAGCUCAUCUCAGCUGGUUCAUGGUGUGCAGCUCUCUAAGGACCAAACUGGAGUCACUGCCAAGCUGUCGCUCUCCAACCUCACCAUCUCUGUCUUCUUUGACGGCGACACCGCACAGAUCCGCUUAGAAGGACCUGCUGGUUCAUCUGUGGAGGGUCUGUGUGGAAACUCCAGCAGGUCUCUGAGAGACCUGAGACUCUCUGAGUACAGCUCCACCAGCUGUGAGAUGCAGUACAGUGAGACUGCUGACAGCACGAUCAACUGCACCAGUGUGACUGAACGCUGUAAUCUCCUGAAGGAGGCGCCCUUCUCCUCCUGUAACAGUGACAUUGACCCAGAGCCCUACAUAACCGCCUGCACCGACACUUUGUGUAAAUAUCCUGCAGUGGACGGACUCAACUGUCAGUUCCUGAAGGCCUACGCCAGAGCCUGCAGUCUACACGACCACACUCUGGAUGGCUGGACAUCAAAGACCGGCUGUUCCUCUGAGGCCUUCUGUCAGGACAGGACCUGCAGCGAUCACGAGUUCUGUGGUGAGAAGACGGUCGGUGGUGACACUCGUUGCUUCUGUCGGGCCAUUUUUGCCUCCAAGUACCAAGCAAACAACUCUUUGGGUGAUCCAACGGUCUGCAAGCAGAACUCUGCUUCACUCACCCUGGUCGGUUGUCUCCUGGAGGACAAAGGCAUCGACUACUCUACCUUACACCUCAAGGACCCGACCUGCAGGGGUCAGGUGGACGAGCUCACCCACAUGGUGACCUUCAGCUUCAACAGCAGCAACAGCUGUGGGACGGAGGUCACGGCCAACAACAGCUACAUCAUCUAUCAGAACACCAUCAGGAGCCAGAAUUACUCUUCCGAUGUCAUCACUCGCAAUGACCAAGUCCAGAUCAACUUCUCCUGUGUCCACAGUCAGCCAAACAUCAAUACUGCAACCUUCAGAAUCAGAGACUGGUCUGUUGCACAGCACAUUACAUCUGGAGCUUGGAAUUACACUCUAACUAUCAAGGCCUACACCGACGCCAGGCGCACACAACUUGUGAAGUGGAACACUGAAUUGCAGUUGAACCAGAAAAUCUGGAUGGAGUUGAAAACUGAUGGCCUGGACGGAAACAUGGUUGCUCUGGUGAGCAAAUCCUGCUGGGCAACCAACAAGGCAUCACCCACCAGCACUCCAAGACACGACCUAAUAUUAAAUGGCUGUGCAAACCGUGCUGACCGAACGGUGCAGGUGCAGGAAAACGGACUGGGAACCUCCACUUACUUCUCCUUCAACAUGUUCCGGUUCACUGUGGGCUCUGCUGACAUCUUCCUUCACUGCCAACUCCACCUGUGUCCCAAACAGGGGAACAACUGCAUCCCGACGUGUAGCAAAGCUGCUCGCAGAUACAGAUCUGCCAGUUUCACAUAUGAACCUGAAGCUCCAGCCUUCAUCAGCGUGUCCUGGACUUAUUAGGUGGUUUCCAUGGUGACUUGGAUGGACUGACUGACCAACCGAGUGCUGACUAAAUGUGACAGUGUUCAGCAGAGACAAGAGACAUGCUGCUUUUAUCUAUCUCCUUUAUACUUGUACUAUUCCUGCUAAACAAUGGAAAAAUAAAGUGUGUGGUAACCAA